CACUCGUCAAUUGUCAGUCGUCACCGCAGUGAUGCUCAGAGUCCCAACGGAUUCUAAACUCCACUGCUCCCCUCUACUCAACUCACGAGUCACGAAGGCCUAAUCUCCAUUAUUUGAAACAAUUUCCAUAUCACUAAUUUUUACUUUCAUCUCUUCUAAUCCCCGCUCGUUUCCUAAGAAAGUCGAGGACUUAGUUCACUUUUCGUCCAAAUGGGUGAUUCUUCCAGGGAAGACGAGAAAAAUACACUUAAGAUACUUGUGGCUACGGAUUGUCACUUGGGUUAUUUGGAGAAGGAUGAAAUACGUAGGCAUGAUUCAUUUCAGUCGUUUGAGGAGAUAUGUUCUAUAGCUGAGAAAAAUCAGGUGGACUUUUUGCUUCUUGGAGGUGAUCUUUUUCAUGAGAAUAAACCAUCCAGGACUACAUUAGUUAAAGCCAUCGAGAUUCUGCGUCGGUACUGUCUCAAUGAUCAACCAGUGCAGUUCCAAGUUGUCAGCGAUCAGACAAUAAACUUUGCAAAUGUAUUUGGUCAUGUAAACUAUGAAGAUCCUCACUUUAAUGUUGGAUUGCCAGUUUUCAGUAUUCAUGGGAAUCAUGAUGAUCCUGCUGGCGUGGACAACCUUUCUGCUGUUGAUAUUCUUUCAGCAUGCAAUCUUGUGAAUUAUUUUGGAAAAAUGGAUCUUGGAGGUUCUGGUGUUGGGCAGAUAUCUCUCUACCCCAUUCUCAUCAGGAAGGGUUCAACAUCUGUAGCCCUCUAUGGACUUGGUAAUAUAAGAGAUGAGCGCUUGAAUAGGAUGUUUCAGACACCUCAUGCCGUUCAAUGGAUGCGACCUGAGGCUCAAGAAGGGUGUCAAUUGUCAGACUGGUUCAACAUCCUGGUUCUUCAUCAGAACAGAGUAAAGACAAAUCCUAAAAAUGCAAUAAAUGAGCAUUUCCUGCCUCGGUUUCUGGAUUUCAUUGUAUGGGGCCAUGAACAUGAAUGUCUGGUUGAUCCUCAGGAAGUUCCAGGUAUGGGUUUCCACAUUACUCAGCCUGGCUCUUCUGUUGCAACAUCACUGAUUGAUGGUGAAUCAAAACCUAAACAUGUGCUCCUUUUGGAGAUUAAGGGAAAUCAAUAUCGCCCGACAAAGAUACCUCUUAAGUCAGUGCGGCCUUUUGAAUACACUGAGAUAGUUUUGAAGGAUGAGCCAGAUAUUGAUCCAAAUGAUCAAAACUCAAUUCUUGAACAUUUGGACAAUGUUGUCAGGAAGUUGAUAGAACGACCUAUUGCUAUAAGUGGAUCAGAGAACAAGCUCCCCUUAGUUCGAGUAAAGGUAGAUUACUCUGGAUUUAUGACAAUAAAUCCUCAAAGGUUUGGACAAAAAUAUGUGGGGAAGGUUGCAAAUCCUCAGGAUAUUCUUAUAUUCUCUAAAUCUUCAAAUAGAGGCCGCAGUGCAGUCAAAAUUGAAGAGUCUGAAAGGCUUCGACCAGAAGAGUUGAAUCAGCAGAAUAUAGAAGCUUUAGUUGCUGAGAGUAAUUUGAAAAUGGAGAUACUUCCUGUCAAUGAUUUGGAUGUUGCAUUGCACAGUUUUGUCAACAAGGAUGACAAGAUGGCUUUCUAUUCUUGUGUGCAAUACAACCUCAAGGAAACUCGUAAUAAAAUUACUCGGGAUUCAGAUACACUGAAAUUUGAAGAGGAGGAUAUAAUUUUCAAAGUUGGGGAGUGCUUAGAGGAACGUGUCAAAGAAAGAGGUGUACAGAAUAAAGAUGACCAACCAUUCACAUUUAGUGGGCAAUCCUCAGAGAUCAGAAGUAAAAGUAUUAGAGGCAUUGAAAGUGCAGUUUCCUUCAGUGAUGAUGAGGACACAACUCCUUUAUCUGCCUCAAAGUCUACUGCCAAUAAGGGCAAGAAAGAGUUAUCACAAUCUUUUAGGUCCUCUCACGAUGCUUCUGAAGUGGGCAAAACUUCAAGAGGAAGGGGCCGGGGGAGAGGCAGAGGCAGAGGCAGGGCUUCUAGCAAUUUAAAGCAGACAACACUUGAUACAUCAAUGGGAUUUCGUCAUUCACAAAUAUCUUCAUCAGUUCGAAGCAUUGCAGAGGAUGAAGAGAACGUGGACUCUGAUUCAAGUGAUGAAAAAGCUGAGAAUGAAAUAAAUGAUGUCGAUGAUAGCUUGGAUGAUGAAAGUGUUCAAGGCAAAGGCCGCAAAAGGGCUGCCCCACGGGGAAAAGGUAGAGGUACAUCCUCAGCUAAGAGAGGAAAGAAGUCAGAUAAUGCUCCUUCAAUUCAAAGGAUGCUUAUGAAUUUAGAUGAUGAAGAUGAUGACGAUGAAGUGCAAAAGAAAUCAAACAAACCUCCACCUCGUGUAACAAGGAACUACGGUGCUCUAAGGAGGUGAGGUGAGCGCCACACAACCCAGAUUGCUAGAUCAAUUGUGGUGCAUUACAGUUUAAUUAUAGGUAGGGGGGCUGCGUAAUUUAGCUGUAAAUUUUGGAAGGGGAAAAAAAUACAAAAACCAACGUGAGAAACGGCUUUGGCAGUUCGGAAUCAGUAAUUUCUUUUACAAAACUUACUAAA
Messenger RNA from Ipomoea nil (Japanese morning glory), 2552 nucleotides. RefSeq names its product double-strand break repair protein MRE11. Gene Ontology annotation, biological process: telomere maintenance; mitochondrial double-strand break repair via homologous recombination; double-strand break repair via nonhomologous end joining. Gene Ontology annotation, cellular component: Mre11 complex; nucleus. NCBI's taxonomy places the organism in Eukaryota, Viridiplantae, Streptophyta, Magnoliopsida, Solanales, Convolvulaceae. Gene Ontology annotation, molecular function: DNA endonuclease activity; 3'-5'-DNA exonuclease activity; manganese ion binding. The record is from RefSeq and is a predicted model, not a curated record. Bases 211 to 2373 code for a protein of 720 amino acids. The transcript has 23 exons.